Molecule: messenger RNA, 2590 nt
Organism: Morus notabilis
Lineage: Eukaryota; Viridiplantae; Streptophyta; Magnoliopsida; Rosales; Moraceae
Product: G-type lectin S-receptor-like serine/threonine-protein kinase At2g19130
Exons: 1
Coding region: 75-2444 (789 amino acids)
Biological process (GO): protein phosphorylation; recognition of pollen
Molecular function (GO): protein serine/threonine kinase activity; ATP binding
Source: RefSeq, a predicted model, not a curated record
CUCUCAUACACACCCCACCAUACAACUAUAAAUGUUCUAGUAACUAUUCCUUUCUCUCCAAAAUUUGUGCCGCCAUGGAUCUCAAUUCUUUCCCAAGAUUCAUGCUUUUUGUUCUUUUCCUAUUGCUAUGUGUCACCACCCAUUUUUCAUUCGGAGGCGAUACCAUCUCCGAGAGCCGAUCCCUCUCCGGUGAUCAUACCGUUGCAUCGGCAGGCGAGGUCUUUGUGUUGGGAUUCUUUACUCCAGGUAAUACUUCAAACUACUACAUAGGCAUGUGGUACAAGAAUGAUCAUUCACAGACCAUACUUUGGGUGGCAAAUAGAGAAAAGCCAGUCUUAGAUAGAUUCUCUUCAGAGUUGAUGAUAUCACAUGGCAAUUUAGUUCUAUUCAAUGAAACUAAAAACCCAGUUUGGUCCACCAACAUUAGUUCCACUAGUAAUUCUGUACGAGCAGUUCUUCAGGACGACGGGAACAUUGUAGUCUCGGACGAAAGAUCUGUUUUAUGGCAAAGUUUUGAUCAUCCAACUGAUACGUGGCUACUUGGUAGUAAAAUUGGUUACAAUAAAAUAACUAAAACAAAACAAGUUCUCACUUCUUGGAAGAAUUCAGAAGAUCCUUCUUUAGGCCUCUUCUCUUUCGAGCUAAACCCGAAUGACAUCUCGUAUAACACACUCUGGAAUAGGUCUAGGAACUAUUGGACCACAGGACCUUGGACGGGAGAUAUCUUUAGUUUAGUCCCCGAGAUGAGGGGCCAAAUGAUCUGCUAUUUCAAGUUUGUUUCGAACAUUAGCGAGACCUCUUUCACCAUGUAUGCUUCUAACUCUUCGGCUAUUUCUAGACUUGUGAUGGAUGUUUCAGGGCAAAUGAAGCAAUUCAUGUUGCUUCCUAGUAAGAAAUGGAACUUGCUCUGGUCUUUUCCGAGGCAGCAAUGUCAAGUUUACGCCUUUUGCGGUGCUUUUGGCAGCUGCAGUGAGAACUCGUUGCCCUUCUGCCGGUGCCUGUCGGGGUUCAAACCAAAAUCGCAAAAUGAUUGGGGUUUGAAGGAUUACUCCGGCGGGUGCAUGAGAAAGACUAAAUUACAUUGUGGGAAUAAUAGUCUUGGUCAUGGUGAGAGAGACAAAUUCCUAGAAUUUCCCGGCAUGUCAUUCCCUGAAGAUCAACAAUUUGAGCCAGCAGAAAGUAUCAAAGAAUGUGAAUUUAAAUGUGCAAAUAAAUGUUCAUGCACUGCAUGUGCUUACGACGACAAUGGCUGUUCAAUUUGGAUUGGAGAUCUCUUGAAUCUGAAGCAACUCGCACCAGGGGACAGUAGUGGAAGGACUAUAUACAUAAAAUUAGCAGCUUCAGAGUUUCAAAGUGGGGGAAAAAAUAAGAAAAAGUUUGUUGGCGCUGCGGCAGGUGCAGUUGCAGGGUUUGUAAUUUUUCUUAGUCUUUUUGUGUUCUUCACUUUGAAAAGAAGAAAGAAAACAAUUGGAACAGGAAAAGCAGUAGGGGGUUUGGUGGCAUUUCGAUAUAGAGAUUUGCAAAAUGCAACUAAGAACUUUUCGGAGAAAUUAGGUGGGGGAGGCUUCGGUUUGGUUUUCAAAGGUAUAUUGCCAAACUCAACCGUAAUAGCGGUUAAGAAGCUUCAAAGUGUUGGCCAAGGAGAAAAGCAAUUUCGAGCAGAAGUUAGCACAAUUGGGACAAUUCAACACGUUAAUCUAGUUCGACUUCACGGAUUCUGUGCUCAAGGUUCUAAAAAAUUGUUGGUCUAUGAUUACAUGGCCAAUAGAUCUCUAGAUUCACACCUUUUCCAUGAAAACGAUUCGAACGUUUUGGACUGGAAAACAAGGUACCAAAUCGCUCUAGGGACAGCAAGAGGGUUGGUUUAUCUGCAUGAGAAGUGCAGAGAUUGCAUCAUACACUGUGACAUUAAGCCUGAAAACAUUCUUUUAGACGCCGAAUUUUGUCCCAAGGUGGCAGAUUUUGGACUGGCAAAGCUUGUCGGAAGGGAAUUCAGCAGGGUCUUGACAACCAUAAGAGGAACAAGAGGUUAUCUCGCGCCAGAAUGGAUUACAGGCAUGGCAAUAACAUCGAAAGCCGACGUUUACAGCUACGGAAUGAUGCUUUUCGAACUGAUAUCUGGCAGGAGAAACUCGGAGGUAUCCGAAGAUGGCAAGGUGAAAUUCUUUCCAGCUUCGGCUGUGAGUGUCAUAGUCGAAGGAGGCGAUAUGAUGAACCUAUUGGACCCAAGAUUAGAGGGAAAUGCCGAUAUGGAAGAGCUCAAAAGAGUUUGCGCAGUUUCUUGUUGGUGCAUUCAAGAUAAUGAGGCUGAUAGGCCAUCUAUGGGACUUGUGGUGCAAAUUCUAGAGGGAAUUAUAGGGCUAGAACUGCCACCAGUCCCGCGAUUUCUACAACAACUCAUUGAUGAAAACCAGGAGAAUGUAAUUUUCUUUACCCAGUCGUGAUCAACCAGGACAUUUUCUUAGCUACGACUUUUUUUUUUUUUUUCAUUCUAUCCUCUGCUCUUUUGCGUGUAAAUUUGAAGCCAAUGAAAUAGUUCAGACAUUGUCUUUUUUUUCUGUAUAUUUACAGAGAAAAGUUCUGCACAAGA